AUGACUUCUAUCCACCUUCUUCUCCUCCUUACCAUGUGCACUCCUGUCGCUGAGACAAACUACCAGCCAAGCGAUCCGGCUCCUUUUGACACGUUCUGUACUCGCGAGACCAGCACAACCACGGCAACGGAAUCAACCACUGUAUCCACGCCGACCACCGCCACGUCUUCAACUCCUGAACUCUCCUCUUCAAACUCGCCAUCGGUAUCCACGUCGACCACCGCUACGUCUUCAACUCCAACAACUGAAAUCUUCUCUUCAAACUCGCCAUCGACCGAAACUACUACCUGCGCUUCGCCAACUACUUCAACAAACGGACACUUGACUUCUACUACUGAUGGAGCUGCAACAUCUCCAAUCAAAACAGAGACUCCUAAACAUCAGAUAUGCUUUACCCCGAACCAAGCUACCUUCAGCAGAAAUAGCACCCUGAUCCAAGGCACGUGCAUCACCAAGCCGUUCACUGGAUACGCUAUGGCUAUCCGGCGCCAAGAUGACCUGGAAGAACGGGACUACUCGAAGAUUCUCACCUUCAAGCCAAUUGUGUUCUAUGAGAAGGCCAACGAGACAGGACCACACUUGUACUUGGAAAACCACCGCGGGCUGAAUGUGAUCUUCGUCUUCUACAACAACAAGAAGAACGUCGUCAUUCUGGAUGCAAGUCAGAAAAACAACUGCGCCAACGACAAAGCCGAUUGCCUACCCUUCGAGUACCGGGACAUCAAUGCAUUCAUAUACCACAUAUGCUGGGACAGGGACACGCAUGCGGACGGAAACUUCAUCGAUGCUUUGCUUGAGAAAAUGCUGUCGUGA
Messenger RNA from Caenorhabditis elegans, 813 nucleotides. It is a transcript of the gene C35A11.3, whose product is annotated as Glycoprotein. The record is from RefSeq and is marked reviewed. The transcript has 9 exons. NCBI's taxonomy places the organism in Eukaryota, Metazoa, Nematoda, Chromadorea, Rhabditida, Rhabditidae. The coding region runs from base 1 to 813 and encodes 270 amino acids.